Molecule: messenger RNA, 2184 nt
Organism: Penicillium egyptiacum
Lineage: Eukaryota; Fungi; Ascomycota; Eurotiomycetes; Eurotiales; Aspergillaceae
Source: the annotation of a GenBank genome assembly
AUGGCAGAGAAAGAGGCUACAGUUUACAUUGUAGACAUGGGACGGUCUAUGGGUGAGCACCACCAUGGCCGUCCUAUGACAGAUCUCGAAUGGGCCAUGCAGUAUGUCUGGGAUAGGAUCACCGCCACGGUGGCUACCGGGCGAAAGACAGCUACGGUUGGCGUAGUUGGUCUCAGGACUGAUGUCCUCAUGCCUGAUAUCCGGAGACUGCGAGAAACGAUCAAACCCAGCAACACUAACAGAGGCGAUGCCAUCUCUUCUAUUGUCAUUGCCGUGCAGAUGAUCAUUGAGUACACCAAGAAAAACAAAUACAAGCGCAAGAUUGUUUUGGUGACCAAUGGUACCGGCGCGAUGAGCGAUGAUAAUAUCGAAGGUAUCAUCGAAAAGAUAAAAGAGAUUGACAUUGAAUUGGUGGUCAUGUAUGUUUCUUGCCGACGUGACUCCACAUUCAUGCUAAUACUAUGCAGUGGAGCCGAUUUUGAUGACGCUGAGUAUGGUGUAAAGGAAGAAGACAAAGACAGUCGAAAGGCUGAAAACGAGACUCUUCUCCGCACCCUGACUGAGGACUGCGAAGGUGUUUAUGGAACGCUUGAGCAAGCCGUUUCGGAAUUGGAUAUUCCCCGUAUUAAAGUGACCAGGAGCAUGCCGUCUUUCAAGGGGAAUCUCACGCUCGGCAAUCCCGAGGAGUAUGACACGGCAAUCACUAUACCCGUAGAGCGAUACUUCCGAACCUACGUCGCCAAACCGAUCUCAGCAAGCUCGUUCGUACCACGCUCCGGCACUGAACCCGGAAGUCAAGCACCGGUUAAAGGCAACGUGGAAGGCGACGCUCUUACGUCAGUGAGAACAUCACGGACAUACCAGGUCACAGACGAGUCCGCACCAGGGGGUAAGAUCGACGUUGAACGCGAGGACCUCGCCAAAGGGUACGAGUACGGACGUACCGCAGUUCCUAUCGAGCAGACUGACGAGAAUAUUGCAAACCUACAAACAUUCGCUGGUAUGGGGUUGAUCGGGUUCGUUCAGAAGGAUCAGUAUGACCGGUACAUGCACAUGUCCAACACGAAUAUCAUAAUUCCUCAGCGUGCAAAUGACAAUGCGUCUCUUGCGUUGUCUUCUCUCAUUCAUGCACUCUACGAAUUGGAGUCCUAUGCGGUUGCCCGUUUGGUGACCAAAGAAUCCAAACCACCGAUGCUCGUGUUACUAGCUCCGUCCGUUGAGGCAGACUAUGAGUGCUUGCUUGAAGUACAGCUUCCAUUUGCAGAAGACGUGCGGUCAUAUCGGUUCCCACCUUUGGAUAGGAUCGUCACUGUUUCGGGCAAGGUGGUAACAGAACACCGAAACCUCCCAAGCGCCGAUUUGAAAGAUGCGAUGAGUAAUUACGUGGACAGCAUGGAAUUUAUCACCACGAAUGAUGAAGGGGAACGCACUGACGAUCUCCCAAUCGACGAGUCAUUCUCACCAUUACUGCACCGCAUCGAAUCAGCCGUUCGAUACCGUGCUGUGCAUCCCCACGAUCCUGUUCUCGACCCCUCAGAGCGGCUCACUCAAUUCGCACACCCCUCAGAAGACAUGGUCAAGAACUCCAAGUCCCGUCUUGGAAAAUUGAUUUCCACGGCAGAUGUCAAGAAAGGUAACCCAUUCCCAAACUACAUCCAGAAGAAAUUCCUGCUGACCAACGCCUUCCGUUUUAUAGUUCCACCAAAGACGAAAGGCCGUAAACGCCAGCGUGAAACAGAGAAACCCCUCUCAGGGUUGGACGUGGAUGCCCUCCUCAGCCUCGAACCCAAGCGAACGAAGAUUUCCACCGAGAAUGCAAUCCCAGAGUUCAAGCAGACACUUGCCCGCGCAGAAAACAUCGACGCAAUCCACGACGCUGUGCAGCAAAUGGCUAAAAUCAUUGAGACCCAGAUCACGCACAGCCUCGGUCAUUCGAAUUACGACCGUGUUAUCGAGGGCCUCGGUACUAUGCGUGAAGAGCUUGUUGACUAUGAGGAACCGGCGUUGUACAAUGACUUUGUACGUCAGUUGAAGGGUAAGAUGUUACGGGAGGAACUGGGUGGGGAUCGGAGGGAGCUGUGGUGGUUUGUGAGGAAGGGGAAGCUUGGACUCAUUGGGAAGAGUGAGGUGGAUAGCUCGGCUGUUGAGGAAGAAGAAGCUCAAGAGUUUCUGGCUGCCAAUUGA